Histoplasma mississippiense is the source of this 2505-nucleotide messenger RNA. RefSeq lists its product with no specific name. The record is from RefSeq and is a predicted model, not a curated record. Gene Ontology annotation, molecular function: protein binding. The coding region runs from base 1 to 2505 and encodes 834 amino acids. The transcript has 2 exons. NCBI's taxonomy places the organism in Eukaryota, Fungi, Ascomycota, Eurotiomycetes, Onygenales, Ajellomycetaceae.
AUGGAUGACCUAUCAGGGCUCAACUGGACACCCUCCUCAGGGUCUGAAGCGAGAAGAUCAUCCCCGGUUGGAUCCGCGCCUCCAUCUAGGUUCUCUGAGUUAAGGCCUACACCUCCUAUGUCAGGACGAUCUACUCCGUUAACUUUUGGUCCUUCGGUGCGUUCGAAGCCACCUUCAAAAGCAACUACUCCGGCCAAUGACAGUUUUGCGAAUCUAGUCUCAUUUAACUCUGCCAACUCUGGAAAAACACUUUCAUUGCUCGAACAACAGAAGCAGUUGGCAGAACAGAGAGCACGGAAGGAAGAAGUGAAAAGGGCGAAUUUAGAGACCCAAUAUGGGGGAAGCAAUACACAAUUCUGGGACAAUUUCGAAAAGCCGCAGGCUUCAGCAUCUCCCGCAGGCGCGCAUACGUUCUUGGGACAACGUCGCCCUUCUGGUGAUGAAGAUGAUCUGUUGGCUGCCUUCAAUGCAUCCGCACCAGUUGACGCCUCCACAAACUUCCCUAUACCCGUUCACAGUGGAUCCUCUAGUAAUAAUACGCCAAGUUUACAACUCAGAUCGAAUGAUGUGCAGGCUACACAUCAAAGCUUGAGGAUUCCUGAUGAUGAUGACCCAUUCGGUUUGCGCGACCUCAAACCCAAGGCUACAUCACAAAAUCUCACGCCCCAGACCGUCGACGAUGACAUUCUAGGUUCACUUGGGAAAUCGGUGUCCGAGUUUACACAGAAACAAAAAGUUGAAAUAUUAUCACCGAGAGAGGCGCCCGAAAAGCCUUCUCCACCCGUUUCCACUGAAGAUAAGUAUAUUGCUGAAUUAGUAGACAUGGGAUUUCCUGCGGACAAGGCUCAAAAGGCCCUUGCUGCGACAGAGUCUGGAAUUGAUGUUCAGGCUGCCGUUGGAUGGCUCCUAAACCAAGCUCACGAGGAGGCAAAACAAAAGGCGAAAAAUAGGGGACUGAGCAAAGAUCAGCAUCAAAAUAGAAGCCUUGAACGGAGUUCUGGUGGCAGAUCUCCUGAGCGGCGAGACAACGGUGUACCCGCGUGGAUGAAGAACGAACGCUCUCGCUCCUCAAGCAAUCAUGCACAUAGCCCAAGUCCUUCCAGACUGGACAAGGACCCGGCAGCGUUGGCAGCAGAAUUAGGUAAUACCCUCUUCAAAUCAGCCAAUUCCCUUUGGAAGAGCGGAGCGAAAAAGAUGCAACAAGCCGUCCAGGAGUUUAAUGGCCCGUCUGACUCAAACCAACCUCGCUGGAUGCGAGAAUCCCCAUCAACUGCCUCGGAAACAACGCGUCCAGGAGCGCGAGGCAAUAGCGCUCCACACAAGGGCAACUUCACAGAUGAAGCGUUGCUGCUUGAAUCUGAUGCAAAGCCUACCAAGCCACCCAGGCGGAGGGAAGAGUCUUAUCCCAUUUCCAACCCAGAUCUUCUCCAAAACCGUUCACCACGUGCUCCGGUGCAAAGGGAUACUCAACCGCAAAUUAGGGAAGGCCCUCGAACUCGGCUCACUCGUGUGAACGCUGAAGAGCCAGCCGCCCAAGCAUACGUUAGCCCUGCGAGGAGACGGAAAGCAGCUCCAACACCGCCAGCGUCGGAAUCUCAGCCUAACUUGUUCGAUACACCUAACGCAGUGAACCAACCUGCACGACCUGCAACGACAUCGCCUCAUCCCCAAACACGUCAAGUCCGGACUUCCAAGCCACUGCCAGUGCGUCCUAGAGCACCUCCACGCGAAAUUCCUCAAAUUUCUUCUUCUGCGCUUGCGUCCUCCCAUAGCUCACGUCAGAAAGGUUCCGAAGCCUUUAAACGUGGCGACUAUGCUUCUGCGCAUACGGCAUAUUCCACUGCCCUUUCUCACCUACCGGAAAAGCACCCCCUAACGGCAGUGCUUCUAUGUAACCGUGCGCUCACCGCGCUUAAAAUUGGCGAACCCAAAUCGGCGAUCACCGACGCAGAUACUGCCAUGGCAAUCAUUGGCCCUUCCAGAGGAGAGUCGGAAAAGAUCGACUUAGCGAAGGGGGAGCCCAGCAAAGACAUGAAAGAGGUUUUUGGUAAAGCAUUGAUGAGGAAAGCCGAAGCGCUAGAGCAACUUGAACGGUGGUCUGACGCCGCUAAGAUCUGGCGAGAUGCGGUUGAAUCAGGCCACGGAGGUAGCACUAGCAUCCAGGGACGAAAUAGGUGUGAAAAGGCGGCUGGUAUGAACCAGCUAACUCCCCGUACAUCAACGUCGGUGACGUCUACGGGUCCCGUAAAACCCAGAAAACCAGUUACUCCAGCGGCUAGGCCGAUUGGACAGCAGUCCAAGCCAGCAGAAGCGGUUUCUCGUCUCCGCGCAGCAAAUGAGGCGGCAGAUCGAGCUGAUAACGAAAAAUUCGCCCUGUCUGAUUCUGUGGAGGCUCGUAUAAGCGCAUGGAAGUCGGGGAAGCAGGAUAAUCUGCGAGCGCUUUUGGCAACUUUGGACACUGUUUUGUGGCCAGACGCUGCGUGGAAGACGAUUAAUCCCGGUUAA